CCCUCGCAGUGGCCGCCUGCUCCGCCGCUCGCCGCCCGCGGGUUCCAUUGAGAAAAGCUGAGCGGCGGCGGCGGCGAGUGCGCGGGAGCGGAGGAGCCGGCACCCGCCCGCCGGGCAGUCCGCGCACCCGCAGCGCAGGACCGUGGCCUCUCGGGCCUCCGCGGCGGCGCCAGCGGCUCCGGGGCUGGACGUGCGGGCUGGGGGCGCGGGCCGGGGCGGCCGCGGAGACCGGGGGCCGGGGGCAUGAGCGGCCCCGCGGCCCCUCCGCGCCCCCGCCGCCCGCCGCCGCCCGCCCGGGGCUAGAGGCGGCCGCCGGGAGGGCGCGCGGCGCCGGAGACAUGUCCAGGAGGAAACAGAGCAACCCCCGGCAGAUCAAGCGUUCCCUUGGAGACAUGGAGGCCGGAGAGGAGGUGCAAUUGGUAGGCACCAGCCACACGGAGCAAAAGGCCACGGCGCCUGAAGCCCCAAGCCCUCCCAGUACAGAUGUUAGCUCACCCCCACCGCCGCUGACCCCCACAUCCCUAGGAGGCCCCAAGGAGCUGGAAGGACAGGAACCGGAACCCAGGCCCACGGAGGAAGAGCCGGGCAGUCCUUGGAGCGGGCCAGACGAGCUGGAGCCGGUGGUGCAGGAUGGGCAGAGGCGUGUACGGGCCCGACUCAGCCUCGCCAUGGGCCUGUCCUGGGGCCCGUUCCAUGGGAGUGUCCAGACCGGAGCCUCGUCCCCCGGGCAGGUGGAGCCGAGCCCAGCCCUGACCCUGCUGCUGGUGGACGAAGCCUGCUGGCUGAGAACGCUGCCCCAGGCCCUGACCGAGGCCGAGGCCAACACAGAGAUCCACAGGAAGGAUGACGCGCUCUGGUGUAGGGUCACCAAGCCGGUGCCCGCAGGGGGACUCUUAAGCGUGCUCCUCACAGCCGAGCCCCGCAGCACCCCCAGCCACCCUGUGAAGAAGGAGCCAGCAGAGCCCACGUGCCUGGCCCCUGCACACGACCUCCAGCUCCUGCCCCAGCAGGCCGGGAUGGCCUCCAUCCUUGCCACCGCAGUGAUCAACAAAGACGUCUUCCCCUGCAAGGACUGUGGCAUCUGGUACCGCAGCGAGCGCAACCUGCAGGCGCACUUGCUCUACUACUGUGCCAGCCGCCAAGGCGCUGGCUCCCCGGCCGCAGCUGCUACGGACGAGAAGCCCAAGGAGACCUACCCCAACGAACGCGUCUGCCCCUUCCCCCAGUGCCGCAAGAGCUGCCCCAGCGCCAGCUCCCUGGAGAUCCAUAUGCGCAGCCACAGCGGAGAGCGGCCCUUCGUGUGCCUGAUCUGCCUGUCGGCCUUCACCACCAAGGCCAACUGCGAGCGGCACCUCAAAGUGCACACGGACACGCUGAGCGGUGUCUGCCACAGCUGUGGCUUCAUCUCCACCACAAGGGACAUCCUCUACAGCCACCUGGUCACCAACCACAUGGUCUGCCAGCCAGGCUCCAAGGGUGAGAUCUACUCGCCAGGGGCCGGACACCCAGCAACCAAGCUGCCCCCAGACAGUCUGGGUAGCUUCCAGCAGCAGCAUACGGCCCUGCACGGCCCCCUGGCCUCCGCGGACCUGGGUCUGGCGCCCACCCCAUCGCCAGGACUGGACAGAAAGGCCCUGGCAGAGGCCACCAACGGAGAGGCCAGAGCGGCCCCCCAGAAUGGAGGCAGCAGCGAGCCCCCGGCGGCCCCCAGGAGCAUCAAGGUGGAGGCGGUGGAGGAGCCGGAGGCCGCCCGUGCCCCGGGCACCGGAGAGCCUGGGACCCAGGCCCCGUCGCGGACGCCGUCGCCGCGCAGCCCCGCCCCGGCCAAGGUGAAGGCUGAGCUGUCCAGCCCCACGCCGGGCUCCAGCCCGGUGCCAGGGGAGCUGGGCCUGGCCGGGGCCCUGUUCCUGCCGCAGUACGUGUUCGGGCCCGAUGCGGCGCCCCCAGCCUCGGAGAUCCUGGCCAAGAUGUCCGAGCUGGUGCACAGCAGGCUGCAGCAAGGCGCGGGCGCGGGAGCCGGCGGCGCGCAGACCGGGCUCUUCGCGGGGGCCCCCAAGGGCGCUACGUGCUUCGAGUGCGAGAUCACCUUUAGCAACGUCAACAACUACUACGUGCACAAGCGCCUCUACUGCUCGGGCCGCCGCGCGCCCGAGGACGCGCCCGCCGCGCGCAGGCCCAAGGCGCCUCCCGGCCCGGCCCGCGCGCCCCCUGGCCCGCCCGCCGAGCCCGAAGCGCCGCGCUCGUCCCCGGGCCCCGGAGUGCGCGAGGACGGGGCCGGGGGUGCGGCCACGCCCGAGGACGGCGCGGGCGGCCGGGGCAGCGAGGGCAGCCAGAGCCCGGGUAGCUCUGUGGACGACGCGGAGGACGACCCCAGCCGCACGCUGUGCGAGGCCUGCAACAUCCGCUUCAGCCGCCACGAGACCUACAGCGUGCACAAGCGCUACUACUGCGCCUCGCGCCACGACCCGCCGCCGCGCCGCCCGGCCGCGCCCCCGGGAACCCCCGGGCCGGCCGCGCCCCCGGUCCCCGCCCCAGUCGCGCCCGUGCGCACGCGCAGACGCCGCAAGCUCUACGAGCUGCACGCGGCCGGCGCCCCGCCCCCCCCGCCGCCUGGCCACGCCCCCGCGCCCGAGUCGCCGCGGCCCGGAAGCGGAAGCGGCCCCGGCACCGCUCCUGCACGCUCGCCAGGCCCAGCGGCUGACGGUCCCAUCGACCUAAGCAAGAAGCCGCGGCGCCCGCCCCCCGGAGCCUCGGCACCAGCGCUGGCCGACUACCACGAGUGCACGGCCUGCCGCGUGAGCUUCCACAGCCUCGAGGCCUACCUGGCGCACAAGAAGUACUCGUGCCCCGCUGCGCCACCGCCCGGCGCGCUCGGCCUCCCCGCCGCCGCCUGCCCCUACUGCCCCCCGAACGGCCCGGUGCGCGGGGACCUGCUGGAGCAUUUCCGCCUGGCGCACGGCCUGCUGCUCGGCGCACCCCUGGCCGGCCCGGGGGUCGAGGCCCGGACGCCGGCCGACCGCGGCCCCUCGCCCGCACCUGCGCCCGCCGCCUCCCCGCAGCCUGAGCCUCGCGGCCCCCGGGAAGGCCUCGGCCCGGAGCUCCAGGAGCCGCCGCCGGGCCCGCCCCCGUCUCCGGCCGCCGCGCCCGAGGCCGUGCGCCCCCCGCCGGCGCCCCCCUCCUACUCGGACAAGGGCGUCCAGACCCCCAGCAAGGGCACGCCGGCGCCCCUACCCAACGGCAACCACCGGUACUGCCGCCUUUGCAACAUCAAGUUCAGCAGCCUGUCCACCUUCAUCGCCCACAAGAAGUAUUACUGCUCCUCGCACGCCGCCGAGCACGUGAAGUGAGCGCCCACACUACAGCCGCAGACGCUUUGCACGCCCCCCGGCGAGGCGGGGGAGGGUCCGACCCCAGGCCGUAUGGACUCUCGCUCCUGGGAACCCCGCCGCGCACAGCCCUCGGCGGAGGGGCUCGCAAGGGACAGCGCCCGCCUGGACCCUUGGCACUUAAUAAAGAAGUACAGUUUGAUGAGCAUGGUGGUGGACCAGCCUAGUUCUCUGAGCCGGCGGGCACACGCAGCCAGCGUCACCUCCACCCCCGGUUUGUACACAGGCCCCUGCGGCCCAGAGUGGCUGGGCCCCUGCCGGAGUCACACCGCAGGUGGUGCUAAGAGCUAGACCGAGCCUCAGGUUGGAGACCACAGCACACACUGAACCACUGCAGGUCCAGCUGCUCUGGGCCCACUCAACCCCACCCCUGUCCAUGAACCCCUAGGGAGGGCAGCCUCCGCACUGCUGACCCUCUCCGCGGCCUACUUGGCCACCAGACACAGAAGGGAAGGGCACUGUCCUGGCUGACCAUCCCCCAACCCUGCAUGGUCCUGGGGGUCCGAUGUCCCCCAUCCAGUCACAGACCACCAGGGAUGGCAGGGGUGGGGGCGCCCUCGGGAGGAUGAAGCCCUGUGGUCGCCAAGGAGGGGUAGAACGGGCGAGUAGGUGGACAGGAGAGGAAAAGCAAGGGCAAAGCGUUCCCUGGCCUUGAGGGGGUCCUGAUGCUCACUGGAGGGUGCCCCUCUCCCUCAGAACCAGGGCUGGGGACAGCUGUGUGGUGGUGGAGUGGGUGCAAGGGCCGGGGCACCCUACCCUGUCUUCCCUGCCGUGCUGGGCUGACCACACUGAGGGAAUACGUGGCUGACCACAGUGAGCCAGGGCAUCGCCUUGCCAUUUGCAGCUGGGCGGCUGUGGGCAGCCUCCAGCGUGCUUUCUCACUGGAGAACAAAAACAUUCCUCCAUUCCCAACGUCACUUUAUUUUUUUAUUUUUGGAAACAGGGUCUCACUCUCUUGGCCAGGCUGGAGUGCAGUGGCACACUCACAGCUCACUGCAGCCUUGACCUCGUGGCCUCAAGUGAUCCUCCCACCUCAGCCUCCUGAGUAGCUGGGGCUCCAGGUGUACACUACCAUCCCCAGCUAAUUUUCAUGUUUUUUGUAGAAAUGGUGUCUUGCUAUGUUGCCCAGGCUGGCCAACCCUAUUUUUUUUUUUAGAGCUGAGGUCAUGCUCUGUUCCCCAGGCUGGAGUUCAGUGGCAUGAUCAUAAGUCACCUGCAGCCUCAAACUCCUGGGCCGAAACCAUCUUCCUGCCUCAGCCUCCCGACUAGCUGGGACUACAGGCUUGACCCACCACACCUGGCUAACUUAACAAAUUUUUAUAGAGACAAGGUCUUGCCCAAGAUGGUCUCAAACUCCUGACCGCCAGUGCUCCUCCAGCCUCAGCCUCCCAAAGCAUUAGGGCUACAGGCGUGAGCCACCAUUCCCAGCCCAUUUCCAGCUCUGCUUGAACUAGCUGCAGUUUUUUUAGCUUUGCCCAGCAGCCCUGGUGAGUGCAAGCAAACGAGGCAGUGGUCUCGCCUCAGAAGCCCGAGGCACUUCCCAGCCGGUCCAGGGCUCACUCUCCUGCCCGCAGCUCCUGGGCCUGGGUCUGCAAUGCUUUCAGUGGUCUCUGAUGCCUUUGUCCACCUGCCCACUAGGGUGUCUGGCCAGAUGGGGCCUGUGGCCAAGGCCACUGGACAGACAGGGCUCCCACUGCCUCCCAGGGGCCUGAGCUUCUUUUCCUCACAGACACCCCUUUUGUUGAAGGCCAGGUGAUAAUGGGGACGGGAGGCACGGACCCCUCAGCCUGCUCAUAUUUGCAUUGUUCUGCAUGAAUUUGCAUGGAGGGUUCAGGAGGCUCUGCUCCCAGGUCCUCCCCAGGUGCAGGCAGAGGGUACAAGAUGUUCUAAGAAAUAGAAACCUUGGUGGGAGAUGUCACUGUGUGUUCAUUUAAAAGUAAACUUCUUAAAGGUG
Messenger RNA from Rhinopithecus roxellana (golden snub-nosed monkey), 5340 nucleotides. It is a transcript of the gene ZFPM1, whose product is annotated as zinc finger protein, FOG family member 1. The transcript has 10 exons. NCBI's taxonomy places the organism in Eukaryota, Metazoa, Chordata, Mammalia, Primates, Cercopithecidae. Gene Ontology annotation, biological process: erythrocyte differentiation; megakaryocyte differentiation; negative regulation of transcription by RNA polymerase II. Bases 339 to 3347 code for a protein of 1002 amino acids. Gene Ontology annotation, molecular function: RNA polymerase II-specific DNA-binding transcription factor binding. Gene Ontology annotation, cellular component: nucleus. The record is from RefSeq and is a predicted model, not a curated record.